AACGUACCAUUCGGCCUCCAUCAAGUGGGGGAAAUGUUUAUACACUUAAAAAAUACCCAUUGCCCUGUGCAUCUAGUACUACCGUAAUAUGGCGUUUGUCCUGUCAUGCCAUACACAGAAGUAACUAAAAGGCAGCAGGAAAGCGGUUAUGGCACCGAGGCACAUAGCGGCUGUGUUUGCGAAUGGUUCGGUCCUGGCGCUGAAGCUUCUGGCUGUCAUGGCGGCGCCCUGUGUGCGGCUGGGCUCGGUGCGCUGUACAGGGACGCUUCUCAGGUAUUUCUGUGGAAGUGCCAGACACCGAGCUGCUGCUGCUAGUCAUGAAGAAAUAGACAUUCCAAGAAGAAAAUCCUGGGACAAAACCGCUGUCCUGCAAGCUCUAGCCUACACAGUCAGCCAUGACCCUACAGCUGCGCAUUACAUGUUUCAAGAUGAACCCUUUCUGGCGCCGAAAACAUCCUCCGAGUUUCGUUUAUAUUCAUUAUCCAAGGAGUCUGGCCGAAAUGCAGCCAAGUACAUAAUCGGCACUUACCCCAACCUCUUUCAGAAUGACGUAGCCGAGCCGCACAUUCCGUGUUUGAUGCCUGAGAAUCUCCAGCCCCAGGUUGAAGGUGUUAGCGAGGAGGCAUUAAAGGAGCGCAUUCAGCUGAGGAGGGUCAAGGAGUCUGUGGAUCUGUUUGACCAGCUCCUACAAGGAGGAACAGCACCUUCCCUAGAGACAACAAACAAGCUCCUGGAUCUCAUUUCGUUCUAUGGGGACCGAGAGCCUGUUCGGGACAUUCAGACAUCAGAACAAGAGCAGCAAGAAGUUCAAGAUCAGCAAGAAACCGAAGACCCCAAGAAGAGACCAAGGCAGUACCGAAAAGCCUCUGAAAUUCUUGGUUCUUGGAGAGAGAACAACAAUGCUGAGAGGAUAUUCAAUUUGAUGCCUGAGAGGAACGCUCAUUCAUUCUGCACCCUGAUCCAGGGCAUGGCGAAGUAUGGAUCUUCUAGCAAAGCCUUUAACAUUUACACUGACCUGAUGAACAAUAGAUUGACAGCGGAUGUGCAGACGUUCAAUGCCCUGAUUCUGGCGGCUCCUGAUAUAAAAGAGAAGUACAAUGAGAAGUGGGAUCUGAUUGUGGAGCUGCUGAAGCACAUGGUGCAGCAAAACGUCCGGCCAAACCUGCUGACCUUCAACUCUGUCCUGAAGAGCUUACGGAAGUGCGGCCCAAUGGCCAAAGGGUUGGCGCUGCAGACUAUAAAUGAAAUGAAAGCACUUAACAUAGAACCAAGUCUGGCCACUUACAACCACCUCCUGGGAGUCUUUUACAAAGGAGCUUUAUCUCCAAGGGGCCAGACUGAAAUCCUUUCUGAGGUGCUGGAUGAGAUCGAAGGCAGAAGCUUUACCCUGCGGGACCCGGAUGAUGUGUAUUUUUUCACAAAUGCGAUGAGAGUGUGUUUGGACCUGAAGGACAUUGAGCUGGCCUACCGGCUGCACACACUGCAACAGACUGCUGAUAACAGAGGGCUAAUGGGAGACUUCUACCUGCAGAGCACAUACUAUGGCAGGUUCUUUAACCUCCUGUGCAUGAUGGAGAGCAUCGAUAUCAUCCUGAAGUGGUACCGAGAGCUUAUCCCCUCGCUGUAUUACCCAAACUCCAGAGGCAUGCUGGACCUUCUGCAGGCACUUGACAUGGACAAUCGCUUGGACUUGAUUCCUCAGAUCUGGAAAGAUAUAAAACAGAUCGGACACAGUAACAAAGUUGAAUUGGUGGAGGAAGUGUUGAACUUGAUGGCCAGAGACAUACAGCCACCAGAGCUUCAGGCAGCCUUUGGUGACACCGCUCUGGAUAUAAAGUCUUUGUAUGAAGUGAAGGACCGCGUACGGGUAGCCUUGGAGUGGUCUGCUGGCUCCCUGGGAAACGUAUCAGCCCUGCUGGCAAGGGCUGGGAAAACAGUGGAGGCUUGGAAGAUGCUACAGCUUUUCAAAAAAAGCCACCGAGUGCCCAGCACCGAGGUCCUCGACGAGUUCUUGAGCAGAGCCAAGGUGGAUGCCAAUACCAACCUGGCCAUUAGUCUGGUGCAGCUGGCAGUUGGGUUCUGCCUCCCCAACACAGCAAAGCUGGCACAGCGCGUCAUGGAGGAAUUCACCGUCUCUGAGGAGCAGAGGCUGACCCUGGAAGACUUGCAGAAAUCUCACAGCAGCAGCAGCAGCAGUAGUAGCAGCAGCGAGAGCAGCGACAGUGACCGCGAGUGAGAUGAGCCAAUCGCUUCCAAGAGGAUUAUCAUUCAGUUUAUUCCUGCGGGCAACUGGGAUCCAAUCCUGGGCUACUGACCUCGUCUCGCUGACUGUGUCCAGAGUCUGAACUCACAAACAGACUGUAACUGCAGAAGGCGGAUUGCUAGGAAUGUUUCUGUUACAGACACCACUGCAGAACAUUAUUAUGUAAAAAUUGUAUUAAAUGUAAUAUCUUUCCAGGGUU
Molecule: messenger RNA, 2462 nt
Organism: Xenopus tropicalis (tropical clawed frog)
Lineage: Eukaryota; Metazoa; Chordata; Amphibia; Anura; Pipidae
Gene: ptcd3
Product: pentatricopeptide repeat domain 3
Exons: 24
Coding region: 149-2236 (695 amino acids)
Biological process (GO): mitochondrial translation
Cellular component (GO): mitochondrion
Molecular function (GO): ribosomal small subunit binding; rRNA binding
Source: RefSeq, marked validated